Molecule: messenger RNA, 990 nt
Organism: Exophiala spinifera
Lineage: Eukaryota; Fungi; Ascomycota; Eurotiomycetes; Chaetothyriales; Herpotrichiellaceae
Exons: 2
Coding region: 1-990 (329 amino acids)
Cellular component (GO): mitochondrial outer membrane; lipid droplet; endoplasmic reticulum membrane
Molecular function (GO): 3-beta-hydroxysteroid 3-dehydrogenase (NADP+) activity
Source: RefSeq, a predicted model, not a curated record
AUGGGUGGCACAGUUCUAAUCACCGGAGCCAAUGGUACAUUAGGCCUUGAGUUCAUUCGGGCCCUGCUUGAAUCAUACCCCCAGUACACGGUCGUCGGAAGCGUUCGAAAUCCCUCAACAGAGUCUGACCCGAACACAGCCAACCUUGGGCGAAUAAUCAAAGAACACCCAGGAGCCAAGGUGCACAUCCAGGCACUAGACCUCGGCAAGCUAGCAGAAGUGCGCAGUUUCACAGAUCAACUAUCAGCCCAGAUCGAUCAAGGACAGCUUCCACCACUCUCGGCCAUAGUAUGCAAUGCCGCUGCCUGGUCCCUGGAGUCCGGGUUGAAGUUGACGUCAGACGGACUUGAAGCAACUUUCCAGGUCGCUCACUUAUCGCAUUAUCUCUUGGUCCUGAAGCUACUAGGGAGUAUGGACCUAAAAUCUGCCCGUGUUGUUAUGCUAGGUUCAAUCACACACUACCCUGAAAAGGCAAACCCCAUGUCAGCCUUUCGACCUGAGAUCCCUGAAGAUAUCGAGAUCCUUGCGAGGCCGAAGCCGGAUCAGCCAGGAGAAGCACAAGAUAGAGGAUAUCAGCGGUACGGGACCGCCAAGCUUUGCAAUGUGACGUUCAUGCAUGACUUGAACAAGAGACUUCUAGCGAAUCCGCAUCUAUCAUCUUUGACAGCAGUUGCAAUGGAUCCAGGCGGUCUCGCUGCAUCCAGAGCUCAAGCCGAACAGAAAAAGACUGUCAGGAGAAUCAUGGCUGUCGUGAACUUCUGCAUGCCCCUUUUGAAGCACCUUACCCAAACAUUUAGACCCACUGCAGAUGCGGCACGGGACCUUGUCGAAGUCAGUGUUGGAGCGGAGUUUGUUGGAAAGCGAGGGUACUAUGUUGGCCGCAAAGCAGGUGAUUCUGCUGCAAUGAGCAGAGAUCCUGAAGUUCAGACUAGACUAUGGAAUGCUUGCUGGAAGUGGUCCGGUCUCGAGUCCGAUGAAACAGUCUUCUAG